CCUGCCUACAUAAGCUCGCGCGCGAACUCCAUUUCCCAGCGCGCACUGCGCCGCGCGAUGUUUCCCACAGCUGACAGACAGCGAGCAGACGCUCACAGCAGAACGCGCAGUUCGCACGACGCGCUCGUCCGCGCCGCUACCAAAGCGCACUCGGGUCUGGGAUUACCCACAGCCAGAUAUCUUCAUUUCUCCGGAACCCGUUUCCGAGCUUGUCCGCACGCGAUCCGCGCUGUCUGAUGGCAUGCAUCUGCAGCGCAUGUGGAUCCUAUAACCGCUUGUAGUUGCGAUAAUCUCCGUGGUCCACGCCGAGCCCAAUGCAGUGGGAUGGAUGGUGGUAGAGUGGGGGUGAUGAUGGUGGAGGAGAGUGAUGAACAGAGGGACAGCGGCGGCGGUGGCGGCGCAGCGAUGGCCGCGUUGCACCAGUGCGAGCUGAUCCAGAACAUGAUCGACAUCUCCAUCUCCAGUUUACAAGGUCUCCGGACCAAAUGCGCGGCGUCCAACGAUCUCACCCAGCAAGAGAUCCGCACUUUAGAGGUCAAGCUCAUGAAGUACAUCUGUAAACAGCUGCAGUGCAAGCAGAAGGUGCCAGACACGGAGAGGCCAUCGGCCCUGGACAGCUACCCGCGGCUUGUAGACUGGUUACGCACCAUCAACAUCAGACCUGAGCUCAUAGAGACUGUGAGCAAGAAGCUGUCAUUGGAUGCUCUGCUGCAGAUGCCCAGUAGUCAGGUGCAGGAAACCAUGAGAAGGCUGGGCUCACGUUCAGAGGAGUGUACCAGGCUGUGUGCUGCUCUCAACUGUUUAAAGAGUGCCUCUGAGUCAGGGGAGUUUAAAGAGGACAGCCCUUGCUGGUUCUCUGAACCCACGAGACGAGACAGCGGCGGUUUGACUCCAGUGGAUCAGAUCCCGUUACUAGGAGGACCCAUACGAUCCCACAGCCCUUCUCCUCUGGCCCGCCCCCCAAACACACCCUCCACCCCCCUGGGCACCUGCCUGUAUCCCCGCUACAUCCUGUCGCCCGGUGAGGUUCACAUCUCCCACGGCUACGCCGAGAGUCUGACCGACCCCAGCCCGUAUUACACCUCCCGACCCGUCCGACUCCACGGGCACACCUCGACUCCGCCCAUAACCCCGCCCUCCAGGAGAAGGCACCGCCUCAAGCCUCCGUGCACUCCACCUCCGCCAUCUCGCAAAGUUUUGCACCUCCUUCCCAACAUCUCGAUGACUCGUAGCAAAAGCCACGAGAGCCAGCUCGGCCACCGCAUCGAGGACACGCCCACAAACAAGUGUGUGAAGAAGAACAAGCUGUUUCUGAACGUCCAGAUAAACGGAAACGGCUGUGAGGACCCUUCGACGCGCUCGCCCACUCUUUGUGUGCGGACCCCCGGAGCGACACCCUCCACUGCACCAUACACCCUGCCGGGCACCCCCACCCUUCAGGAAGAGCACAGCAGCCUCAGAAAUAACGCGGCCGUCCAUCGCAAUUCGCCUCAGGCUCUGAGGAGAGACAUCGGUCUGUCUGUCACUCACAGGUUCUCUACAAAGUCUUGGCUCUCUCAGACGUGUCAGGUGUGUCAGAAGAACAUGAUCUUUGGGGUGAAGUGUAAACACUGCAGGUUAAAGUGUCAUAACAAAUGCACUAAAGAAGCUCCACCCUGCAGGAUCUCCUUCCUGCCCAUCACGAAGAUUCGUAGGACAGAAUCUGUACCCUCUGACAUCAACAACCCUGUGGACCGUCCACCUGAAGCGCCACAGUUUGGGACGCUGCCAAAGGCAAUAACAAAGAAGGACCAGCCUCCGACGCUGAAUCAGCUGGAUUCCAGCAGUAAUCCGUCCUCCACCACUUCCUCUACGCCUUCCUCUCCCGCCCCCUUCCAGCAGAUCAACCCCCCUAGUGUAACCCCGCCCCCAAACCCCUCCCCUAAGGGCCACCGUGACAACCGUUUCCACUUUCCAGCUGCCUGUUAUUUUCAGCACAGGCAGCAGUUUAUCUUUCCCGAUGUGUGCAAUUCCAGUGUGCUUCAUUCAGACGGACUCCCCGAUACAGUUAAUGAAAUUGAUGCCUCAGUGGAAGAGAUGCAUGCCGAACAAGAUGAGGAAAACGACCGAGAGGACCUGGAAGAGGAAGAAGAAGAGGAAAUAGAGGAAGACGAUGAUGUAGCUGUUGAGGAAGAAGAUGAAGACCUCGAGGACGAAGAAGACAUGGAAGAGCUGAACGCCGGCUCGGAGGGAGAAUGCGAAGGAGACGAGCUGGACGAUCUGCCGAGCACGCGGGGAGGAACGCACUGGAAGGGUCCCAUCUCUCGAAAAGCCAGUCAGACCAGCGUCUACCUGCAGGAGUGGGACAUUCCCUUCGAGCAGCUGGAUCUUGGGGAGCUCAUCGGGAAAGGCCGCUGGGGUCGGGUUCAUCGCGGACGGUGGCACGGAGAGGUGGCCAUCCGGCUCCUGGAGAUCGACGGAAACAACCAGGACCACUUGAAGCUCUUUAAGAAGGAGGUGAUGAACUAUAGACAGACGAGGCAUGAGAACGUCGUUCUGUUUAUGGGAGCGUGCAUGGCCCCUCCUCAUCUUGCCAUCAUUACCAGCUUUUGCAAAGGCCGGACGUUGUAUUCUGUUGUGAGAGACACAAAGAACACAUUGGACAUUAACAAGACACGACAGAUCGCACAGGAAAUCGUGAAGGGGAUGGGCUACCUUCAUGCUAAGGGAAUCGUCCACAAGGAUCUCAAAUCCAAAAAUGUCUUUCACGACACCAACAAAGUUGUCAUCACAGAUUUUGGUCUUUUUGGAAUCUCUGGUGUGGUUCAGGAAGGACGACGUGAAAAUGAGUUAAAACUUCCUCACGGUUGGAUUUGCUACCUGGCUCCGGAAAUCGUACGCAAGAUGAGUCCCGGAAACAAUGAGGACAGGCUUCCGUUUUCAAACGCUGCUGAUGUUUAUGCUUUUGGCACCAUCUGGUACGAGCUGCAGGCGAGAGACUGGCCCAUCACCAGUCAGCCUGUUGAGGCCACCAUCUGGCAGGUGGGCAGCGGAGAGGGCAUCAGAAGGGUCCUGGCAGAGAUCAACUUAGGAAAAGAGGUCACGGAAAUUCUGUCUGCUUGUUGGUCGUAUGACUCCCACAACCGGCCCACGUUCACCCAGCUGGCUGACAUGCUGGAGAAACUGCCCAAGCUCAACCGAAGACUGUCUCAUCCUGGGCAUUUCUGGAAGUCUGCAGAGUAUGUAUCCUAAUCUGUGAUGCAGUUUAAGACCGAGAAAUCCAGCUCCAGAUUCUCAAGUGACAUCAUCAGAAAAACAUGACCUGAAAAGUGAUUCUUAUAUUGUUUGUCCAAUUGUUGUUUACUAUGCGUCGUUUCCACCAACUUUUUCCUCAUAAACACUGCUAUAUCUAUUUUUUAUAUUUUGUGUUUUUUGCUAAUCGUAUUUUUUCUAAAUUUCUCCAGAUUUUGUUUGUUAACUUUCCUUAAUCUCUAAAAACAUUCAAUGCUAAGCGUAUUACUUCUUACUGCUAAUUCGUUUCUACAUUAGCAACCUAAUGUCUCUCUAAUCUGCCUCUUCCAUCUCUUUUAUGUUUGUUAUGUUUAUGUCUUCUUUAUUUCUCUCUGUAGGUUGUAGCUGUGUGCCUGAAACAAUGUGCAAUGCAAAACACACAAACUCUGGCUCUGCCUUGCAUGCCUGCUGAACACCUGACCUCUUCUGGACUUACAAACUAACCAUCGUCUGCUCUUCCGUCUCUAACUUUCUGGUUCUGUGGGUGGCGGUGGGGGGCCUGCUGUAGCGAUGCGUGAAACGAAACGCUUUGCCUUUUUUAUUCCUGAUUCAUUUUCUUGUGUGAAGUGCGUGACUGGUUCUCUCUCCUGCUCCAGUUUGUGAUGUCAUGUGACACAUUACCAGGAUUUAUCGACGCUGAAAUGAAGAUGCUCUUUCACUCUUUCUUUCUCCUUCUUUCUCUUGUGGUCUUGGUGCCUCUUAGUCCUGCGUGAUGUGGGGAUUCUGGCUCUGAUUGGACCGUCUGGUUCAUGUUAACACAGCUUUUGUUUUCACACUUUCUCACACAGUGUCUGACAGUGGGCGUAUUUGUAGCACGAAUGAUAAUAUUGUUAUUAAUGGAGAAAUUUUUGUGUCCUAUCCAGGCGUGAUGCAACACCAGUGACAUUUAAAUUUGUCCUCGCGGAAUGCGAAACAUGAUGUUACACGGAUAAGUAGAGCAAGAUUUGGACCUAUGACAUUUUACAGAGGGCAUGGCUUCGUAGAAAUAGAAACUGUCCCAAAAAAAGAAACAAACUGUCACGUUGCUUGUCCCGGUGACAAAUAAUAAAAAAAAAAUAUAUAUAUAUAUACACAUGAAAUUUUAUCGCUUGCCACUUUAUCGUGUUACGCCUGGUUAGGAUUUGUUGUGAGGGUCUGUCUGAUGUAGUUUUAUUAAAUGUAGAAAACCGACAGCUAUCUGAAGCUGACGAAAACUGAGCGGGUUUAUAAAACGUUUACCCUCUCGAAAUAUAUCUGGCACAGAUUGCGAAAAAUGAGCCAAAGAGAAGCGUUGUAUGUCUUCUCACCUGACUGAAGUGGAUCUGUUUGCACCAGUUGAAGAAGAGCUAGAUUUACCCAGCAGAAAAGUGUUUCAUAAUAAGUUGUGUAUACAUGAACUCUCAUGUGUGUUUGUGUGUAACGUGCGUGUUCGUAACGUGUAUGUGGAAGGGUGUGCGUUCGUUCGUUUGUUCUGUGAAAGACUGGACUUUGUGGUUUGGAAAUAUGAAUGACAUUAAAAUAUUUAUGUAUAAAUAUGGUUUAUUUAGUGUACAGGCAAUGAACAGAAUUCUUUUAAUAUUUAUAUGGACAUUUUAUAUCAAUAUAAAUAAAUAUAUAUACUGUACAUCAUGACAUUUUUGAAUAGGUAUUGCUGUCCUAUCCCAGAUGUAAAUAUUCUUUAUAUUUUUUCAUGUAAAGAAAACAAAAACAAACCUGUAAAGCAAACUUUUUUUAGAAUGGGUCGAUACAUGUCAUAUUUUUGUAUUGCAUGUGGCUACUGUACACAGUGUCUGUUCUCAUCCUUGAAAGACAAUAAAACCAAGCUUGUCACGUGACAGAUGUCAGAUUUA
Triplophysa dalaica is the source of this 5099-nucleotide messenger RNA. It is a transcript of the gene ksr1a, whose product is annotated as kinase suppressor of ras 1a. The transcript has 19 exons. Gene Ontology annotation, molecular function: ATP binding; protein kinase activity. Bases 325 to 3231 code for a protein of 968 amino acids. Gene Ontology annotation, biological process: protein phosphorylation. Lineage: Eukaryota; Metazoa; Chordata; Actinopteri; Cypriniformes; Nemacheilidae. The record is from RefSeq and is a predicted model, not a curated record.